AUGUCUUCCUCUCGCUCUCCAUCUCCAAUUUCUCCAAACCCUGCCCAUCCAAAUGCAAAAGCACAAUUUCUUCCUGCAACCACCAACAAGUCUCCCCAUGCUUUCACUUCUCAUUUGUCUAAUUUGUCAUCUCCACAUUCACCUCCUCAAUCUCCUUCUACUUCUGCCUCUACUUCUACGCCUCUAUCCACUUUCCUUCCAACUCCUUCCAUCCCCCCUCUUGCUUCACCACAUUCAUUGCAUCUCCUUGCAAUUCACCAACACUUACUCUCCACUAGUGACGAUGAGACUACUCACAAUUCUAAAGAUUUCAGUGCCACUUCUUCUCCCCCUCCUCCUCCUCCUCCUUCUCAUCCUCCUUGCCCUCUUCCCUCUCCAACGUCACCUCCAAUUCUCAUUCCCACUCGCAUGCCUCCUCCUUCUCCCACAUCUCCUCCUCCAUCAUUCCACUCUUCAAACUCCACCACACACUCACAAUUAUCCCAAUCCGCGCACAACACACAACACGCCUCAAUUCCACAUGGGAAUGCAUCCCUACUCUCCAUCACCGCCACCGCCACCAUCACCAACUACAACACCACCACCACCACCACUUUCACUACCAUCCACACCUACACAUCUACACUCACGUCCACCUCGCCAUCACUCUCCACCUCCACCUCCACCACAAACUCCAUCUCCAUCUCCUCACUCAUCGCUUCCACCACUUCACCCAACUCCUCAUCCAUCUCUUCAUCCAACUCUUCACUCUCCACCUCCGAGGAUACACACCUCUCCAUCUCGUCUCUUCAAACCACCAUGACACGCACCACUCCACUCACUCGCAAGCACACACACUGCCCACAGUGCAACAGGAAAUUCUCACGACCAUCCCUCCUCGCACGCCAUCUGCGAGUGCACUCGAGAGAGAAGCCUUUUGGCUGUCGUUACUGCUGCAAGUGCUUCCCAACCAAGAGCUCAUGCAUCACUCAUCAACGACUUCACACUGGUGAGAAGCCCUAUGUAUGCCAAGUGUGUGGUCACCAAUUCACUGCAUCAUCUAACUUCAUUAACCACAACAAACGCAAACACCCUCCAACCUCUCCCCAUUCAACUACUACACCACCUUCCUCACCACCUUCCUCACCACCAACAUCAUCCCCGAUCCGCGCUCCAUGUGGCUCCACAACAACUACUUGCACACCUCAAUCAACUCAUCAUCACUUCAAAUGUAUGCACUGUCAUUGCGCCUUCACCAACGAGCGUGAGUGGAGAUUGCGCAUUCAACUCACUCAUUCUCCAGCACAAGAAGCUUCACCUCCUGCCACACUCAGAUCACAUGCCAUGGCUUACGCGCCUCCACCUCUCUCCACUUCCACUCCAACAACCACCUCCAUUUCCUCAUUUCACACAUUAACACACUCAGCCCCACACUUUCCAACUAUCAGCCACUUUACUCUCAACUCGUCAACUUCUCCAACACCACUUCCACCUUCUCGUACUAGCGUUGACGCCACAGGCACUGAUAUUGCAAUGACUCUCCACCACUCCCAAUUUCACACACACAACUUCCUCACUCAAGACCAUCACACCCACACCCACAUCCACCACCAACACCAACAACUCCAACCACACCACUUCAUUCAUCUCCACCUGUAUUGCCACAAAAUCAAUUCCACAGCACCAAAAUCACCUCUAACAACAUCGCAACCUCAACACCCCCUCCCCAUUCGUCACUCUCGUCCCAGCUUCAACUCAUCUACCUCCAUUUCUUACAAUCACUCCACAAGCACCACUUAA
Messenger RNA from Rodentolepis nana, 1779 nucleotides. The record is from the annotation of a GenBank genome assembly. Lineage: Eukaryota; Metazoa; Platyhelminthes; Cestoda; Cyclophyllidea; Hymenolepididae.